Molecule: messenger RNA, 918 nt
Organism: Aspergillus japonicus CBS 114.51
Lineage: Eukaryota; Fungi; Ascomycota; Eurotiomycetes; Eurotiales; Aspergillaceae
Product: Tvp18 family protein
Exons: 5
Coding region: 87-536 (149 amino acids)
Biological process (GO): vesicle-mediated transport
Cellular component (GO): Golgi membrane
Source: RefSeq, a predicted model, not a curated record
AUCGCACAACCGGUCACACCUACUUUCAUACGUCCCCGUUACCACACAAAGCCUUUUCCGAUCCAAAAAUUCCCUGAGCCGCCGCCAUGACUCUCGCCGAGGAGUUCCGCACUAGAAACUUCAGUAUUUACGGUCAAUGGACGGGUGUUGUGUGCAUCAUCCUAUGCCUGGCGCUCGGUAUCGCCAACAUCUUCAGUUUCAAUGCGGUGAUCAUCAUCUUCAGCGUCCUGUGUCUUAUCUCCGCCUUCAUUCUCAUCUUCACCGAAGUGCCUUUCCUGCUCCGAAUCUGCCCGACCUCGCCGAAGUUCGAUGAAUUCAUCCGCAAGUUCACAACCAACUGGAUGCGUGCUGGCAUGUACGCCGUUAUGAGUGUGGUGCAGUUUCUCAGUCUACUCAAGGAUGCCACCAGCUUGAUUGCUGCGGCUGUUGUUCUCCUGAUUGCGGCCAUUUUCUACGCGCUCGCGGCCGUGAAGAGUCAAGAGUUUGUCAGCAGUAAGACACUGGGUGGCCAAGGACUUGCGCAGAUGAUUGUGUAGAGGCCGUAGGCUUUUGCGCCAAAGGGAGAAACCAACUUAUACAAUUCAGAAAGUCUAAAAUGGAAUGCAAGGCUUCUUGGGCUGGAGUUGAGUGUGAUGCGAUGAUGAGCCGAUAUCGCAUUCUUGCUGCGACGGAGGGGCUAUGCACUCCUUUGCUUCGCUUUGCUCUGCUUUGCUUUUCGUGAAACCUUAUUCAGCCUCGCUGGAGUCUAGGUUGCUGCUGAUGCUUUGCUUGAGCCAUUCCUAUUACCUUGCCUUGUAUCGGUCUGCUUUAUUUUUGGCAUCGGUUACCUCGUUGAGGUCUUUCGCGAUGAGUUUAGAUGAAUCCUGUAACAACUAGUAGUUCACCGCAGCGAAUACCCUACCUACCAGCAUCCUGGCG